UAGGUGUGAAGUUGGUCUGUGUCAUGCUAUUUUAGUGAGCUAGUAGUAUUCAGUCUGCUCUAGUUUUCCUUUUUCUUAAUGCGUAACUUUCACACGCAUGAAUCGUCUCGUGUAUUUAUUUAAUUCGUUUCCAAAAAUAGAUGUCCUUUCUUUUAUGCAUCAUGUUUUUCCAUCUCAUCCCAGAGUCGGGAUCUAAUAUUAUCAUUUGUAUCAAAAAAAACAAAAAAUUUUCCGAUUUUAGUAUCGUUUGAUUUACCGCAUGAAUUGUAGCCCCCCGUGUGUGCUAUACGGCUACGUCAUUUUUUUCGUCGCGCGUUUGUUCCAUGUGUAUUCCUUCGCUAGCUGGAGUGCCUGCCGCGAGUGCAUGCAAUUAUGCUGAAUCGCCGAGUUUGCAGUUUGGAGGAUUGACUAUAUAAACCCUUGCCGGCGUUUCCAAUAAUCACUUCCAUGACCGCACCGCUGCUCCAAGGCCACGAGAUGUGUUCUGCAACCGAGAUGCUUCACUUCUUCUGCUGGUAUACUGGACCUUCCACUUGGCUUAAGUGGAAGGUGCAUCAGGGCAAGAUGCCAGUUCAAUGUGACACCACUGGACCCGCUCCAACCGGAGCCGUAUGCGGGCUGCGUCUACUUGUUCUCCUGUUCCAGGACCUGUGGUUCCGGUGGAUCGCCCCGGAGGAUUUCCUAAUAGAGCUACUCCACUGGCACCGAUCGAGGUGGGCUCUGGCCGGCGUGCCAGGGCCGGCAACUUCUGACGACUGCGCCUUCCUAGAUCGGAAUAUAGGUUGGGAUGCGGCUGUGGUCGACGUGGGCCCGCCGCCCACCUUCUGGCACCGUUUGGGCAGAUACAUCCACCGUGGAUCCCGGUGGGUUGAUGACAUCCGCGCGGUAACCAACAUACCACUAGACGAGGCCAUUGCUAGGCUACAUCACCCAAUGUGGCCGUGAACCGUAUCCCGACAUUACCAGUGUUAUAUUAACUCUGUACAACUAUUUCACUAUAGUCUGAAUAAUUAUUGAUAAUCGGAAAAUAAUGUUUAUUAUUAAUAUUUU
Wyeomyia smithii (pitcher-plant mosquito) is the source of this 1050-nucleotide messenger RNA. RefSeq lists its product as uncharacterized. The record is from RefSeq and is a predicted model, not a curated record. NCBI's taxonomy places the organism in Eukaryota, Metazoa, Arthropoda, Insecta, Diptera, Culicidae. Bases 448 to 945 code for a protein of 165 amino acids. The transcript is spliced from 2 exons.